Molecule: messenger RNA, 7622 nt
Organism: Camarhynchus parvulus
Lineage: Eukaryota; Metazoa; Chordata; Aves; Passeriformes; Thraupidae
Gene: HDAC2
Product: histone deacetylase 2
Exons: 14
Coding region: 5901-7277 (458 amino acids)
Molecular function (GO): histone deacetylase activity
Source: RefSeq, a predicted model, not a curated record
AAAAAAAGAAGAAAAAGUUGAGACACUCCCCUCCAUCCGCUGAGCCAGGGAGGCGUUGAAGCCGCUGCUGUGUCUGGCUCCUCCCCUGCAAAGAAAGUCCAGGCCAUGUGUAGUUCUGGCACCUGGUGAUUGUUGAGCUGAGGCCUUUCCCUGCCUCGGGCUUUCGUAGCGAGGUCUGGGGUACGGAGGGACAGGGGCGCUCUGCCCCCUCCUCCCCCAUUCCCAAACCGAACACGGAUCAGAGCAGAGGUCUGGCUCCCACGAGCCUCCCUUCCCACAAAACGCGGAAAGUUGUGUGCGUGGGUGUUUAAUAAUAGUGGAAUUUGAGUUGCAUGUAGGCCCUCUGAGUUUGCACACUUGUAUGGUGAGGACACGGGGGCUUGCGAGUUGCGUUGUCAGUCGUGGCGAAAAAGUGCUUGGUUUGAGAUAUUUUCACCAACUUGUUUGCGGUUUUCUCUGUCCGCAGCAGCAAUAACUUUUCGUUUUCUUCUUGAGCUUGAAUUUAUUUAGCCGUUUUUGUACUCGGAGGUGAGCUGGAUGGGCAGAUUAGUUGAGAGAUUUGAUUAAAUUGCCUCCUGUUGUAACAAUCUUGUACGGCUGCCGCUGAGGCUGGUCUUGGUAGUAGCCAGGAAACGGAGGUUGAGGAUGUUCAGCCGUAGACCUUUGGUGUUUUCACCAUUUUGGAAGUGAAGAUGAGUGGCUAAACCCACUCAAGAGGGUUUGCUAUGAGGUGGUGUUUGCUGUAGCAAACCUGCUAUUCUUUGGAAAUGGCAGAUCUUGUGGGGCCUGUCUUGGCUUUUUUUUAAACCACACUAAAGGAGGCAGAGUGGUGGUUGCCGCCCCCUUCUCUUUGUUGCUAGCACUGGUUCUUUGUUCAGCCUAAAGGGGAAAGGAGGCCCCUGUUAGGGAUACUUUUGUUGAGGCUAGGAUCUUACUUUUCCUAGGGAAGAGGACUUGAAAGAGAGAAAACAGUGAUAGUUUAGAAGCUUUCUCUGUGAAAAUAUUUGCCUUUUUUAAAAAUCAGUUUCCUUUUUGUUUUGUUUUUUUUAAUUGCCUUUUUUUUUCUUUGAUGAAGUCAGGUAGCUUACUAGAUGUUGAUAUACUGUUUUCCUGUGAUUACUGGCUUUUGGUACUCGAUGCUAGCAUUAGAUUCCCUUAACAGCCAAAAAAGCUGUGCUUGUGAAGAGUGGAGAGAAACUGGAAGAGGAACAAGUUUGGAGGUGGCAGGAUAAUGGUGACUUAAAGCAGUUACAGUUCAUCGGUAGACUGGGAUAAAUGUAGUUAAUAAUGUAGAGCAAAUAGUAUCUGUCAUGCCUUAAAAUAAAUAUUUUAUAUGUGAAAGAAAAAGUUUUGGAAUAUUUUGGAUGUCUCAUUUAUUUGUGUUGCCAAAUCCAACAAUUAUUUUACAUGUCUUUUGGAAAUAGGGUUAUUGGAAGAAAUUUUAGAAUUUGUACCUAAAAUAAAUAUCCUGAUGCUACUGUGUGGUUCAUCUGGCAAUUCUGAAUAUUUCUAACUAUUGUACCAGCAAAGCCAUUGAUUCACAGUGAAGGGAGUGUUUGAAGCCUUAAAUAACCCAAAACAAAAAAAUACUGAGGUAGUGGUAUAUCUCUAAACGAAUGUAAUGUCUGAAGUAAAUUUCCCCUUUUUUGGGUCAUAAUUGGCUCUCCACACAUAUUUUUACUCUGUUUCUUAAAAGUUACAGACUAAAAAGUCUUGAAAAGUUCCAGAAGCAUAUACGCUUAUCUUCUGAGAUGCAAUAAACUUCCCCCUGCUUUUUGUGAAACUUGGUGAGAUUGUCAUUUAAGGCUGAUAUUUUAAAUUAGCCUGUCACUUUCUCAGUGUAUUGCUGUUAAGGUUUUUUUUCUAAGUCAAUACUUUUAGAAGCCUUCAUACUGUACUUGGAACCAAUAAGCUUUGAGUAGACGAAGCUUGAUUUCAUUACCUUGAGUUUGCUUGUAAUUGAAAGUCAACCACAUCCAGUUUGCAGAAUCUUCAUUGCUUGUGAUCAUGCUCAGGUCAGGAAUUUUGCUUAAAUUUAAGCCAGAAUACUAUUGGAAAAACGAAUUAAAAUACUUCAGUGAUCUUACUUAAAGUAUUUUUCAUAAAUGCUUCUGGUCUUGAUACAGCUUAGCAAAGUGUGCUGCUCACAUUGCCUAGAACCAUGCUAGAUGUGGAAGGCUAUCAUAGCUUUUAGUUUAGUUUCUUACCAUGUGUGUUCAGGUUUUUGUCAUGUUUUUGCAGCAUUGUGGCUCAGGUAGUUCAGCUCUUCCAAGGUGUUGUACAGUUGCCCAGAGCAGUGAGAACAGGCCCCAGAUGGUCUUUCCAGCUCUGUGCUCCUGCACAGACCAGCACAGCUCUAGAGAAUCGUGCAGCAACUGGUGUGGUUACUGUGAGUUCGUGUAUUUAUUCCACACCAGUGCACUAGCAGUGUUGUUUAGAUUGGUUCUUGUGCAUAAUUUAGUGUGGGUGUUCAAAAGGCUCUACCUUCAUGAAAAAUUUGAGAGAUCUGCAUCAGAGUUUGGCUCCACCCAUAAAGACGAGAUUAAACCUGUUUUAGUAGAGCAGUGUGUUACUAUAGUUGGGCAUUGUUUGAGUGGUACUUCUAGUUAAAGCUUACAUCUGCAGAUAAAAUGAACUUGGGUGUUUUCUGGAAAUUCAUCAGUACUUUGUGCAGUGCCUUCCAAACAUGGUGGUGGUGUCCAGUCUCUGCUCAGUGCUCAAAAGUCAGACUUUUGCUACUCUUCUGCUGUCUGCUUAACUUUAGAACCGGAACAAAAUGCCCAAUCCUUCAGAAGCUAGUGCUGUAAUUUUAGGCCUGUUUGAAUAGCUGUUUGUUUGACUCAUCAGGCAUUGAUGAUCUUUUAUUUUACAUUCAGCUUUAUAAGAGUUCACCCUUUUGUAUCGCUGAAGUCAAUUCAGUGUAACCGCUGCUCUUAAGAUAUGUUUUUUCCAUGUGGUUUCCAUUGUGGCAAUUAGGUUUCUUUGCAUAGUACAGUUCUGAAAUACCUCAUCAUUUCAUGGUAACUAUACUUAAAAUAAGCAGGAUCUGUGUACAUAACAGUUUAUCAGUUAAAAGUUAUAAAGUAAUGUAACGUACAAGUUACAAAGUAUUAAAAAACAGGUGUAGAUGUUAUCUCUUGUCUCUUAAGUCAGUCACUUCAGACUGCUUUGUAAUGCAUAAAUUUAAUGGUGUUAUUUUUCUGUAUGUCAUAGUAACUGACUUUUUUGACGGCAUAGCUUUUGUUAGUUGUGUGGUUUUGGGCAGAAUUAAAAUUCCUUUAGGGCAGGUAGCCUCUUGUAUUUUUUUAUGAGUUAGGAUAUUUUCUGUAGGCUUUGCUAAAGUUCCGGAUAGACAAGCAGGUCUCUAAAACUUAUGCUCAUCAAGGGAAUUGUGGGUGUAUUUUUAUUUGAUAGUUCUCAUCAUUUUGGCAUGUAAUUUGCAUGAAUUGAGAAGAAAAAAAUUAAAAAAAAAAUAAAUGUAUAUAUUGAACCCAAAACAUGACGAUGUAUGUAACAAUUGUCAGGUAGGUCUUCUGUAUCACAUAGUGAACAGUGUGGAGCAGUAAACUCCUAUAGUAUUAAAUGGGCACUUGGUUUGUCUCUUCUUAAUUAAGGACUCAACUUUCCAGAGAUUGUAUGUUGCUACUCAAUGGGAGCCAUUUAGCUGGCAUUUUUACUGAUAUAAAACACUGAAUUUCAGUUUUUGAAGCCUUGCUGUGAAAGAUUAAUAGAUUUGCAGACUUUUUACACAUAUUACUUUGCAUUUUUUCCCUUCUCUUCCUCAUUCAGUUACAUUAAUUUUUUUGUGCUUUCCAUGUGUUCCCACACUGGUAAGUGAUACACUGUGCUCAUAACUCUUCUGUAUGAUUUUUACUUCUAUAUUAGUAAGAAUUUACCUUUAUAUUAGUAAGUAUAAAGUCAAGUACUCAUGCUGUCUGCAGUAAUGAUCUUGUGAGCUUGGCCUCUCUGUACCUAUUCCUCAUAUAUACAGUUUUAUAUACAGUUUUAGACAGAGUUACUCUGGCAGAGGUUUGUGCAGAGCUAAUUAGCUCCAUCAGUGAGUGAGGUGUGCCAUCCUCACAAAUACUAGCUCUUGCUACACCUUGCUUUCCUUCCCAAAGUGCUCUAAUAAGGCUGUGACAUAUGAAGAAGAGAUAUAUAAAUUUCAGGAUCAGUGAAUGGAGUGUUUGUACCAGGAAGUGCACCACCUUCUUUAUUAGGUAAAGGAUGAGAGACUUUUGACAACUUUACCUCCAUCACAGUAUGAUGUCUCCAUGAUGGGUCCCCUUCAUGAUGUUGGUUGAAAAUCAAUGUACUAAUGAAGAAAGAGGAUCUUUCAUCUUUUCCUUCCUCACCCCUGCCUACAUAGGCAUCACUAAUCCCUUGAUACUUGAUGGGCUUUUUGUCCAUAUGCUUUAAGAAUUUUUUUUAUGGGGCUAACGCCAAAACCUUUUUUUGUUGGUGAUACUAAGACCUGAAAAUUAUAAAUGGUAUUGUAUUGCCUGUUGCUAAAGUGUAUUAUAUUGAUAUCUAUUGUUAGUCACUGUUGCUGGCCUCUAAUACAGAAGGAUCAGUAUUCUUCUGCCAGAUACUCACCUACAGAUCUUCUGUUUGACAAAUAAACUCCCAUUAAAUCUACCAAUGUGCCAAUUGUUUUAAAAUUCUCUUUUCUGGUAAAAAAAAUAAAUGAAAGCUAAAAAGUGUGCUUGAUUUAUUUAUAUAACUGUAUGCUGCAGUGUAUGGCAUAUAGACUAUGGAUAAGCUAAAAUUUGUUUAGUUGAUUAAUUGCAGUAUAUUGAAGGAUGUGUUGCAAGUGUAUUUAGGAAAUGUGUUAAUUUUAUUUUUUCUGUAUUUCAUAUGAGAAAAAUAAUACAAUUACAUCAUACAUAAGAUAUAAAAUAAUUCUUAAUUUUAUGCUUCCCCAUCCAUCAGCAUUUCGAAUAAAAUGUCAGUGAUGACUAUAGAAGCUGAAGUAUUUAAAAUUGAAAUGAUCUCUUAAAACUCCAUUUUUAAGCCACAGAUGCAUUUGUAAUGAAGUUCCUUUAAUAAUAUCACAUUAUUUAUAAUCAUUAUUUUCCUAAAAAUCUCAAAAUUUAAAGCUCUUACUAGCCUGAAGAUUUUUUAAAAUCUGGGACUUAACAGUAACUUCAAAACAUAGAGUGGAGCUAGUAAAUGGUGGGUUUUCAUCUUCUAGGCAUUAGUUUCAAAGAGCUGUGAUAGUUUUUUUCCUAAACAUCAAAUAUAUAAGGUAUUCUUUUGUAAAGCGCUUGAAAAUGUUUUUGUUGGAAGGAAGGAGUUUAUUUAUACUCUUAAUACUUUUGCUCUUGACCUGAGUGUGACCACACCUGUAGGCUUGCAAUAAGUAACUGACAAAAAGUGCUAUUCUUCCACUUAGUACCCAAGUUAGAAGGUCCAAACUCUUCAAAGUUCUCAAUGUUAAAACUUGGUAUUUCUAUUGUUAUGGGAUGACUAAGAGCUAGGUAUUAACGGGUAGUUUUUCUACAUCUUCUUCUUAUGGUACAUUAGGUUAUAUUUGUUUUCUUAAGUGUCCUUACUCUCCUUGUCUCUUUGAAAACUGAAAGCUUGAAGGAUUUUAGAAUGCUUUGAAACUUUUAAUCUUACUGUAAUACUUGUUUUUCUUGGUAGCUGGUGAUGCCACAGCAAGCUGACAUUUACCCUUCCUCCACAAAGCCCAUGCUGAAGAGGUGAAACUAAAGCUGUUUUGUAGUAGUUCUGCUUCUUACCUCUGACUGAUAAAUUUACAAAAUAGUAUGACAUUGUGAAAAUAGUGUUUCUUUUAUUCCCAGUGGACAAGGCAGAGCAUGUUGAAGGAUGUGAAAGAAAAAUAAAAAGUUCAAGAAGGUGAUAUUGGAAACUAUUACUAUGGACAAGGACAUCCAAUGAAACCUCACAGAAUCCGAAUGACUCACAACUUGCUGCUAAACUAUGGCUUAUACAGAAAAAUGGAAAUUUAUCGACCCCACAAAGCAACUGCUGAGGAAAUGACCAAGUACCAUAGUGAUGAAUACAUCAAAUUUCUCCGAUCAAUAAGGCCUGACAAUAUGUCUGAGUACAGCAAGCAAAUGCAGAGAUUUAAUGUUGGAGAAGAUUGUCCUGUGUUUGAUGGCCUGUUUGAGUUUUGUCAGCUGUCAACUGGAGGCUCUGUUGCUGGGGCAGUAAAAUUGAACAGACAACAAACAGACAUGGCUGUCAAUUGGGCUGGGGGACUUCACCAUGCCAAGAAAUCGGAGGCAUCUGGUUUCUGUUAUGUCAAUGAUAUUGUGCUUGCCAUCCUUGAGUUACUGAAGUAUCACCAAAGAGUGUUGUAUAUUGAUAUUGAUAUCCAUCAUGGUGAUGGUGUUGAAGAAGCAUUUUAUACCACAGAUCGUGUCAUGACAGUAUCAUUCCAUAAGUAUGGUGAAUAUUUUCCAGGCACAGGGGACCUUAGGGACAUUGGUGCUGGAAAAGGCAAAUACUAUGCUGUCAACUUUCCAAUGAGGGAUGGUAUAGAUGAUGAAUCAUAUGGACAGAUAUUUAAACCAAUUAUAUCUAAAGUAAUGGAGAUGUACCAGCCCAGUGCUGUGGUAUUGCAGUGUGGAGCAGAUUCACUGUCUGGGGACAGACUGGGAUGCUUUAAUCUUACUGUUAAAGGUCAUGCUAAAUGUGUGGAAGUUGUAAAGACUUUUAACUUGCCACUGCUGAUGUUAGGAGGAGGCGGCUACACAAUUCGUAAUGUUGCUCGAUGCUGGACAUAUGAAACUGCUGUUGCCUUAGAUUGUGAAAUUCCUAAUGAGUUGCCAUACAAUGACUACUUUGAGUAUUUUGGACCAGACUUCAAGCUUCAUAUUAGUCCUUCAAAUAUGACUAAUCAGAAUACACCAGAAUAUAUGGAGAAGAUCAAGCAACGCUUAUUUGAGAACUUGCGCAUGUUACCUCACGCACCUGGCGUACAGAUGCAGGCCAUUCCUGAAGAUGCUGUUCAUGAAGACAGUGGAGAUGAGGAUGGAGAAGAUCCAGACAAACGCAUUUCUAUUCGAGCAUCUGAUAAGCGCAUAGCCUGUGAUGAAGAAUUUUCAGAUUCUGAAGAUGAAGGGGAAGGUGGACGACGAAACGUUGCAGAUCAUAAGAAAGGAGCAAAGAAAGCCAGAAUAGAAGAAGACAAAAAAGAGACUGAGGACAAAAAAGCAGAUGUUAAGGAGGAGGAUAAAGCCAAGGACAGCAGUGGUGAAAAGACAGAUGCCAAAGGAGCAAAAUCAGAACAGCUCAGCAACCCUUGAACAAAAGAUAGCCUCUCAUCAGUUGCAGAACAUAAUACUACAGUCUGAGAAUACCCAAAAGGACAAAAGUUUUCGUAUGGAGAGAGACUGCUGAUUUCAUUUUGUACUAUUUGGCAUGGACUGUAUUUAUUUUCAAACGGCUUUGUUCUGUUUUUUGGCAAGUUGUAUUGUGAGUUUUCUAAUUAUGAGGCAGAAAUUCCUUCCUUCACCAUGCUUUAUGUAAUAGUAUUUAAAAAUGGAUGUGAGUUAUUAUGUUAAAUGUCUAAACUGAUCUAUUAAAGUAAUUUGCCUUUCCUGAGCUGAUUUUACCUUUUUUGUAAUUUUAUCUUUAUUAAAAAAAAAAAA